AUGAAAUGGGUUCAUAAAUUUGUAUGGUGGUUAACAACAAUGGCUACAUGCAGUGGCAGUAGGAUAUUCAAUCAAUCAACACCAUGGAAUUCUGUAUUCCUUUGGGAUCAAUUGGGUGAGUUGAUCAAAUCAUGUUUCCUUGAUCAAACAAAUUCCUUUGUCAUCACUGAGAACAUGGUUGAUACAUUUCACAAAACUUUCCAAGACGUCGCACAUCUGGACAUUAGCAUUAUUAACCAUAGUUAUAGAACAAAAAACAUCAAAAUAUUAAAACGCUCUUACCCGAUAUAUAUUCUAUCUUCGAAAUCUACUGAUAAACUUGAGGCUCUUUUGCUCUCAUUGAAGUCAUCAUCAGGGUGGAGGAUCUCGUCGGUUUUUUUUAUCGUUGAUUUCACUGAAACUUCCUGUGGGAAAUCAUCAAAAAUGAUGCAAAUGCUUUGGAAGCUGGACCUGAUAUCGUCUUUCUACGUCUGCUGUGAGUCUGACAAGGAAGUUAUGAUGCUGUAUACUUACAACCCUUUUACUAACCGAGCGCCUGCACCCUGGGUAGAAGUUGAAUCCGCUGACAAACCAAAUGAUAAAUGGACGCUCUAUAAGCAGCCUUAUUCAAAUGAUAAAAUAUAUUGUGGCAGCUUAACUUUCGACAAGACUCAAUUUCUUGAUGGCUAUAACAUUAAAGCUGUUAGUAGAUCUCUGUCAACUUACACUCGGAAUAAAACUUAUGGUAUAAACACUUUAAAAGAGCAUGUGAAGUUACCGUCACAAUUUACAUUUUCUAAAAAUUUAUUUGUAUACUUGAAUGCUACUCCCACUAUCCAUUAUGAUGUUCCUACUUUUUGGAUUAAUAAUACCGCAGUAGGAACUUUGAAAAGUUUGAUCGAUGGCACACAUGAUAUCUGCCUAAAUUGGCGUAGUUCUUUCGAUUUCAUGAAAUAUGUUGAUUCUGUUAAAAUGCACUAUCAAUUUAACUUUAUGAUACUGACCCAGCGUAAAAAUUUGGAAACUAAGAUUGACAAUUUCCGAAACUUUCUGAAUUCAAAAAUUAUCGGAGCUUCGAUUUUUAUUAUGCUUGUAACGUUCAUCAUAAUGGCCUUCAACAACGACCAUGAUUACGGCAAUGGGUUCUUAGAUAUUAUUCGAUUGUUCUUGAGUGCUGGAAUAAUGGUUCCAUUAAAUAGAUUAUCAAUGCGUAUUAUUUUUCUGGCUGCCACCUUAUUCGUUUUUCUUAUGUCUCCAGCAUUACUAGGCCAGGUUUUUUCUUUAUUAGCUAAGCCCAAAUAUCACUAUCCGCAAACUUUGGAAGAUUUGCAUGACUUCAAAUUUAAUGUUUACUAUCAUCUUUAUAUAAAAGAUUUCAUAGAUAUGCAGCAUUUGUGGCUAAAUGACGAUAGAAAGUAUCUGCACCCGUUUUCCCAUCAUCCAUCGACUUGUCAUGAACAAGUUUUGAAUGACAGUUCAAAUGCAUGCAUUGCAUUUACGUUUUAUCAAGUAUACGCAGCUAAAGAGUAUAACUUGCAUUUGGCAGAAAAAAAAUUAUGUAAUGCUUACGGUUCUUAUUGGGUCAGAAAAAAUUGGGCUCUAAAAGAUAAAGUUGACAUGGUAGUGUCAAGAUUUGAAGAGUCAGGUCUUUUCAACUUAUGGGUACAAAAAGAUAUUCCGGAUAUUCCUGGAAACUCUCAAACUGAUUCACCCACAGAAUUUGAAAAAGUUGAAUUCGAAGAUUUAAAAAUCGUUUUCAUAUUUUUGGCAAUUGGUCUUGGGUUUGGCUUUUUGAUUUUCAUGGUUGAAAUAGUCAUAGGAAAGUACAAAAAGUCUCAGCAUAAAAAAAAAGUAAUCAACACUUCAGAAAGACAAGUUGCCUAUAUCGGUGGUCGACUUAUUCCGAUAAAAUAAU
This is a messenger RNA of Microplitis demolitor, 1894 nucleotides long. RefSeq lists its product as uncharacterized. The record is from RefSeq and is a predicted model, not a curated record. Bases 1 to 1893 code for a protein of 630 amino acids. Lineage: Eukaryota; Metazoa; Arthropoda; Insecta; Hymenoptera; Braconidae. The transcript has 3 exons.